CUUGUUUUCACAGAGGAAGAUAAAUAUGGUCUUUACUCCAAUUUGUUGUUCAAGUAUUUUCUCGCAGAGGGAGUUGUCUGUGGACAUGACUUGUUUGUUGCUUCUGCUAAAGAGCAUCCUGACAAGAUCUUAAAGGAACUUCCAGCCCCUUUGCUUGAUGAUACCUACAGAAAUGAAUUGGGAGAAGAAGCAACAGCUGUUAAAUCUGAAGAUUUUCAGGAUUCUAUGAAAAUAGCCUGGCGCUACCAAAAUUUACCAAAAAUGGAGGCCAGCCCAACAACAUCUACAAAGUUUGGCCAUUAUUAUGAUGUUUCUAAAACAAUGUCUCCGGAACUGUUUCAGUCCAUAAAACGGCACUGUUUUUACCUUCCUGAAGAAUUGACUAUGCAGCCUAAAAUGAAAGCAUGUAAUAUGAACAGUGCCUAUGCAAGGCUACUUCAGUCCAUUCAGAGGAUCAUUUACCAGGAAGGGUUUGACGGCUCUGAUCCCCAGAAAAAACAAAAGAAUAUUUUGCGGAUAGGAAUUCAGAGUCUGGGUUCCAUGUUGUGGGGUGAUGACAUUUGUAGCAGUGAUACUCCUGAAGAUAUUCAUAGUCUUACAAAAUUUCUGUAUGUUCUCCGUGGCCUCCUCAGAAAAUCUUUGUCAGCCUGCAUCGUCACAGUGCCCGCUCACCUUAUCCAGAAUAAAGCAAUUAUGGAACGUGUAACAAACUUGUCAGAUAUGGUAGUUGGUCUUGAAUCAUUUAUUGGCUCUGAGAGAGAAACCAAUCCAUUAUACAAGGAUUACCACGGUUUGGUUCACGUACAUCAGAUUCCUCGGCUUAACAGCUUGAUCUGUGAUGUGUCAGACACGAAGGACCUUGCUUUUAGAUUAAAAAGAAAGCUGUUCACCAUUGAG
Molecule: messenger RNA, 897 nt
Organism: Phaethon lepturus (White-tailed tropicbird)
Lineage: Eukaryota; Metazoa; Chordata; Aves; Phaethontiformes; Phaethontidae
Gene: ELP4
Product: elongator acetyltransferase complex subunit 4
Exons: 7
Biological process (GO): tRNA wobble uridine modification
Cellular component (GO): elongator holoenzyme complex; cytoplasm; transcription elongation factor complex
Source: RefSeq, a predicted model, not a curated record